AGUGUUGCUAAUUAUUAGUUCAAGGACAUAGCUGGAUGAGUAGCUUAGCCUUCAUUACCAAAUGUCUUUCACCUAUGACCAACAUAAAUGAUUUCCUGGGUCACAAAUCAGCUUCUAGCUUGAGGGGUGAUUGGAAAAUCAAGUAUCAAGUCUGUAAACUCUCUAAAUUUCUUAGAGCCACUGAUUCAAAGAGACAAGAGAGAGAGAGAAAAAAGAAAAACUUCUUCCCUUCAGUUUACUGCAUAUAGGUCUUUCAACAGAGACUUUAAAAACUGAGGACGUUGUGUUCUGAAUCAAUGUUACAGGAUGGCAGUAUCAUAGUCUGCUGGCUAGAAUUUCCUGAUUGGGAGUUGGAUGGAAGAGGUUCUAUGCACAGCUCUGACACUACUUGAUCUUGGGCUUAUUUAAAAUGCAGAGUGAGAAGCAGGAUCCAGUAAAUUACUAUGUUGGGAUUGAUGUUGGAACAGCAAGUGUUCGUGCGGCUUUGGUAGACCAAUUUGGGACAAUAGUGGCACAUGCGGAUCAGUCAAUCCAAAUUUGGGAACCCAAACCAGACCACUAUGAGCAAUCCUCGGAUGACAUCUGGGCUGCUUGUUGCACAGUCACAAAGAAAGUCAUCCAAGGAGUAGAUGUUGCCUGGAUUCGAGGGCUCGGUUUUGAUGCUACGUGUUCACUUGUUGUUGUGGAUAAGCAGUUUCAGCCCUUGGCAGUUAAUUAUGAAGGAGAAUGUAAAAGAAACAUCAUUCUGUGGAUGGACCAUCGUGCAGCCAGUCAAGUGGACAGAAUCAAUGGAACUCAACACAGUGUUUUGAGCUAUGUUGGGGGAGUGAUGUCUGUAGAAAUGCAACCACCUAAAUUGCUGUGGAUGAAAGAAAACUUGAGAGAGUCUUGCUGGGAAAAGGCAGGCUACUUCUUUGAUCUUCCAGAUUUCUUAUCAUGGAAAGCAACAGGUGUCACUGCCAGGUCUCUCUGUCCAUUGGUGUGCAAGUGGACAUAUUCCCCAGACAAGGGCUGGGAUGAUAGCUUCUGGAAGGUGAUUGGUUUAGAAGAUUUGGUGGCAGAUAAGUAUGAAAAAAUUGGAAACCAAGUCCUGUCUCCUGGAGCUUCUGUUGGAAAUGGCCUAACGCCAGAGGCUGCAAAAGACCUCGGUCUUGCUGAAGGAACUGCAGUAGCAGCAUCUCUCAUUGAUGCACAUGCUGGAGGACUAGGAGUGAUUGGAGCAGAUGUGAAAGGACAUAACCUGCCCUGUGAAAAUCAGCCAGUUACAUCCCGGCUUGCUGUGAUCUGUGGAACAUCUUCCUGUCACAUGGGGAUAAGUGAUGCUCCCAUUUUUGUGCCUGGUGUUUGGGGUCCCUAUUACUCAGCCAUGGUGCCUGGAUUCUGGUUGAACGAGGGAGGCCAAAGUGCUACAGGAAAACUGAUAGAUCAUGUAGUCCGAGGCCACGUUGCCUUUCCAGAGUUACAAGCAAAAGCGGCAGCCAGUGCUCAAAAUAUAUAUACAUACUUGAACAGUCACCUGGAUCUGAUUAAGAAAUCUUUGCCUGUGGGUUUCCUCACUGUUGAUUUACACGUUUGGCCAGAUUUCCAUGGUAACCGAUCUCCCUUAGCAGAUCUGACACUGAAGGGCAUGGUUGUUGGAUUGACAUUGUAUCAGGGCCUUGAUGAACUCGCUCUUAUCUACUUGGCCACAAUUCAAGCCAUUGCUUUGGGAACAAGACAUAUUUUGGAAACUAUGCAGUCUGCCGGGCAUCACAUCAGCACUCUGUUUCUGUGUGGAGGGUUGAGCAAGAACCCCCUCUUUGUGGAGAUGCAUGCUGACAUUACUGGCAAGCCCAUUGUCCUGUCCAAAGAGGUGGAGUCUGUUUUAGUUGGUGCUGCUAUUCUUGGAGCUUGUGCUUCUGGAGAUUUUGCUUCAGUACAGACUCCCCCACUGCAGUGGAAUCUCCUUCCUGAGGUGGUCCACUUGGCUAUGACAAUGUCCUCCCUCCUGAAGACCCAUAUCUUCCAGAGGCCAUGGAGAGAAUGGGAAAAAUCGGGAAAAUCGUGCUUCCAAACCACAGGGAUAAAAGAUUUUAUGACAAGAAGUAUGAAGUGUUUUUGAAACUUGUUGAACAUCAGAGAGAGUAUAAAGCCAUCAUGCGAAGCGUAUAACCAACAGUCAUAUAGUCUGGGAUCUACAGGGAUCGCAGAUUUCCCAGAGGUUUACAAUUAAAAAUUCAUAGGAA
Molecule: messenger RNA, 2225 nt
Organism: Chelonia mydas (Green sea turtle)
Lineage: Eukaryota; Metazoa; Chordata; Testudines; Cheloniidae
Gene: FGGY
Product: FGGY carbohydrate kinase domain containing
Exons: 17
Coding region: 410-2101 (563 amino acids)
Biological process (GO): carbohydrate metabolic process
Molecular function (GO): phosphotransferase activity, alcohol group as acceptor; kinase activity
Source: RefSeq, a predicted model, not a curated record